Messenger RNA from Diaporthe citri, 1191 nucleotides. RefSeq lists its product as uncharacterized. The record is from RefSeq and is a predicted model, not a curated record. Gene Ontology annotation, cellular component: mitochondrial inner membrane. Gene Ontology annotation, biological process: protein insertion into mitochondrial inner membrane from matrix; mitochondrial respiratory chain complex IV assembly. The transcript has a single exon. Bases 1 to 1191 code for a protein of 396 amino acids. Lineage: Eukaryota; Fungi; Ascomycota; Sordariomycetes; Diaporthales; Diaporthaceae. Gene Ontology annotation, molecular function: membrane insertase activity.
AUGUCAGGACACGUGGGCCACCAGCUGAGGCUCUCGGCCACGAGAAUACGACCUUACCUCGGCCAACGUCUUCAACAUGGGCCUCACCUCCACUCACACAUCUUCCCCUCCAGAACACGACUAUCGGCUGCCAGUCAGAGGAGGAAUUUCGGAGCGGCAGAUGCAGCAGGAUACCUCCUGAAAGGCUCAGAGCUCCUUAUCACCAGCGUCCAUGAGGUCACGGCAACACCAUGGUUCAUCUCGCUUCCCCUGGUCGCCGUCGUGGUCAGCGCCAUCAUCAGGGUGCCCCUGACACUGUACACCCAGAGCGCGCAGCGGAGGAAAGCAAAGCUCGCGCCCUUGAUCCAGGCGCAGUACGCCCAGAUCGGCCUCGGUCUGAGGCGGAAAGCGGUGCCGAACGUCAUGGAGCUGGUCACCAAGGCAGUCAAGACGAGAAGCAAGAAGAUGUUCGAGGCCUUCGCAGUCAACGAGACCAGGUCGCUCUGGGGAGGCCUGAUCAGCCUUCCCGUGUUCCUGAGUAAUCUCGAGGUCAUCAGGACCAUGUGCGGAGGGCCCCGCGGCCUAUUGGGCAGUCUGCUGUACGGGUGGCAGGGCCGGGACGCCGCACCGACGACGCCUUCAGACACAGCAGCCGCAGGCACUACGAUGUCAUCCACGACACCAAACACCAGUCUUGAGCCGCCUGUUGCGGAACUACCAUCUCCCACUGACAUCAGCGAGCUCGCAUCCUCCACGACGACGCCAGAGGUCCUCAAUCCGCUCACCCUGGAGCCCUCGUUCGCGACGGGCGGCUGCCUCUGGUUCCCGGACCUGCUCGUGCCGGACCCGUACCACGUCCUCCCCUUCGCCGUCUCGGGCCUGCUCCUCAUGCACCUGAUCCCUGAGACCGAGGCCGAGCUGCGGAACUUGUUCGGGAUGCGUCCCCCGGCCGGGUCGCGCAGGAACAUCGUCAUCGCAGGGGGGAGGUCACGCGGUUCGCUGGCCCUCCGCCGCGCGCUGAUAGUCCUGGCGCUCGCCAUCGGGCCGGUCACCAUGGACAUGCCUGUCGCGCUGCACCUUUACUGGGCGUCGUCUAUUGGGUGCAGCCUGGUUGUUACCAAGGGCAUCAGGAGGCUCCUGCCUAUACCGAAGGUGCCGGUGAAGCCCUGUUCCGGCCUCGAGAUCCCGUUAAUACGGCCCAAGCCGACUUGA